AAAGGUAAAGAACCUGAAAGGACUUGGCAACGCUGUCUGAUGUCAGUUGUCAAUCCUUGUUUUUUGCUUUUUUGCCAUAUGUAUUUUGACAGUGGAUGGCGUAUUUCAAUUAAAGAGGCUAUUUUUCUAUUUAUUUUUGGGCAUUUGUAAUAAAAUACACAGUAGAACGACGUAAUCAAAUGACAAGAUUUUUGGUGAAUGGAACUUGUGAUGAGAAUGCAUCUUCAAUCAUUCUAACCAAAGACAAUGUCGUUCAGAGAAGAUAGAGAAGAAUUACAAGCGCAGAGAUUGAGAAUUUGUCCCUCAAACACAACUACCAGUUCUUGUGACUCGAAUGAAUACCACCCAGCAAACCAAGGAAUUAGACGAAAUUACAGCUACGACAGUUUCUUUGGACAGGACAAAGAUUUUGGCUAUUCAAACAAAGUACCACAGUCUACCCAAAUUACCAAGAACCUUGCAAAUAAUAGGUUACAGAGAUUGAAACAUUCUCUGAAAUUGGAUGUGGUACAAGAUACCAAUCAGUAUGAAAAUAAAAAGAAGUGCCAGUUAUUCGUAGAACCAUCAAACAUCCCUACUUCAACUAAAGCCCAAGAGAAAAUAACCUCCAAUGCUGUUGAAAGGAAGAGCACAAAUAUCUAUAAAAAUUUGGCAGAAUGGUCUACAGCAGAAAGUCCUAAAGAAAAAAACACUGCUAAUAAUAGGUUGAAGAGGUUGAAAAAAUGUAUCCUCAAUAAUCCACAUGAAAACAAUAGCAUGCCCACAUCUGACAUGACUUCUCCAAAAGAUAUUCAAACUCUAGAAACAGGCAGUCAGAUAUCACCACUUUUAAAACAUCGUGGUUCACCAGUGAAGCGUAGGGCUUCUGACCGAAGUGACGAUCAAGUUACAUCACAACCUCCCCUCAAAAAAUCUUUCCCUGAUACCCAAGAUUUUCCGUCCAGAAAUACAAAAGACCUGACAAAAGAUGUAAGAGAUGUUAGAAAUAUUUCAGUUGAAGUUUAUAAUCCUGACAACCAAAACACACCUAGUGGUGUUAAUCAGUCAGUACCCAAAAGACUUGUUAAAUAUAGAGAUACUGUAAAUAAUAAUAUAACUAAGUUGAGUACAGUUGGUAGUAAUAAUUCAAAUGUAGAUAAUGUAAAAAAUCCAGGAAAUUCUACUUAUCUUUCUCAUACGUUAAGGAGGAAUUCAACAAAUUCUCUUGUUGAUAAAACAUAUGAAAAAGGCCAUAGCAUGAUGUCUCCUCCAAUUUUCAUACCAAAAUCACCUGCUAAUUCAACCAAUAUUUCCUCACCAAUGUCUCAUAGAAAUAGCAUUUCAAAACAAGAAAAUAGCAAGGUCAACAUUAUUACAAACAUAGUGGUGAACAAACCACCUGAUACUACUGAGAAUCCUACUAAACUUGUAACUUCUGUGUACAAACCCUUUACCCCAUCACCUAAACAUGAUUCUUUCAUCCAGAAUACAUUAAUGACUGACCAGAAUAUUGACAGUUACCAUGGGAAGAUGGCUUUAACAGCAUCUUGGGUAGAAUACCAUACCAAUCCUAAUAUUCAAAAGGAACCAGCUUUGCCACCAAACGAUACCAUAGGAAGAGUUGAGGAAAAACCUACAGAGCCUGUUGAAGAGAUGGAAUGGGCAAAUGCUGAACCUGAUGAAGAAAUUGCACCAGUAGAACCUGUCAGUAUUAAAGAUAAGCCCCCAAAACUGAAGGAUAUCUGUAUUGUAGUUGACACAAAUAUAUUCAUUUCCCACUUGUCAAAACUUAAGGAAAUAGUUUCAAUGAAGGUAAAAGGUAAUAUUAGACCUAUCGUGCAUAUACCUUGGAUGGUGAUUCAAGAGUUAGAUUACAUGAAGGACACAUGCUCCAAGGACAAACUGAAACGUAACAUAGUCAAUUCCGUACAUUUCAUUAAUAAGGGCUUACAGGAAAAGGAUCCGCGUAUUAUAGGGCAAACUGUGAGGGAGGUUGAACGCCAGAAGCAUAUAGGCAGCAGUCCAGAUGACAAAAUAAUUUCUUGCUGUAUGCAAGUAUCGGAAAAAUACGACACUGUGAUAUUACUUUCAAAUGAUAUGAACCUGAAAAACAAAGCACUUAUCAACUCUAUAACAGCUUGCUCAAUCCAAGAAAUAGAGUCAAAAAUAUCUGACAUACUAGCCAACAACAAAAGAGUCAGAUUCAUUAUGCAAAAGAUGGGCAUACUAUGCUCGUCUGUGAUCUGUGAAUGUGCAAGGGACGCCUAUGGAACAGUUUGGAAAAAAAUGAGCAUGCUCAAUGAUGCUCCAUGGUCAUUUACAGAGUGUCUUAAGAGAAUAAAGAAGUAUUGGAAGCCUGUAUUCCAGGAGCGGAUACUGAAGCAUUGCAUAAAAACCUGUGACGAUUUGUACAAAUUUAUAAAAUGCAAUAAGAAUAUGUCGGACGAUUCAAACGAGUUCCUCAAGUUCACAGAAAUGUGUAUUGCACUAUGUGUGUUCUUCAAAGAUAUUGAAGAAUACAGAGAGUCUGUACAGAAGACGCUGGACGAUAUAAAAAAUUUAGAAUAAACUGUUUCGUUAAAAGAAAACCAUCUGUUAUUUUUAUACUUGUAAUAUAAAAUUUUAACUUCAGA
Acanthoscelides obtectus is the source of this 2612-nucleotide messenger RNA. The record is from the annotation of a GenBank genome assembly. Lineage: Eukaryota; Metazoa; Arthropoda; Insecta; Coleoptera; Chrysomelidae.